Messenger RNA from Zasmidium cellare ATCC 36951, 447 nucleotides. RefSeq lists its product as uncharacterized. Lineage: Eukaryota; Fungi; Ascomycota; Dothideomycetes; Mycosphaerellales; Mycosphaerellaceae. The coding region runs from base 1 to 447 and encodes 148 amino acids. The record is from RefSeq and is a predicted model, not a curated record. The transcript has 3 exons.
AUGCGUCUCUCCUCCGCAAGCGUUCUCUGCCUCUCCCUGGCCCUCUCCGCCAACGCCUCCUGGCUCGUCGUCAACAACUUCUGCAGAAAGACCCUGUACCUCUCCAACGCCAACCAAACGAGCUGGACUCCCCCGAUUCAGAACGUCUCCACCGCGACGUCGUGGACGACCAAGAUCUCGGGAGAAGGAAAUCAACUCGGCAUCUCUCUGGUCGAAGAGUACUACAACGAAGACACACCCCGAUUCAUCCUGGGCUCUUCGGUCAAGGACGGGAGGCUGUGGUGGACGGUCAAUAGCUUGAAAGCGGAUCCCUUCGAUGGCGAGCCGUUCAAUGUGACGGCCGGCUCGAAGGAAUGCGGUUUCACGAAGGGAUACAACCUGGACGUCCACAAUUGUCCUGAUGGUGACUUUGUCCUGGCCUUCAACCCUUGCGUUGAUAAUAGUUGA